AUGAUGUGGACCAUUUCAUCAUUAUUGCUUCUAUUUACUGUAUAUAGGGUCCCGUCAUUGGAAGCAAUGGAUAGUUCUAUACAAAGACAUUUUGAAUAUAAGCAUAGUUUUCGUGCACCUGAUUUGUCAUUACGUGAUGGUACUAUACCAUUUUGGACAAUCAUUGGUGACGCAGUAGCAUCGAAGGAACAACUUCGUUUGGCACCUUCUAUGAGAAGUCGUAGAGGCCUUGCAUGGAACAAGCGUGCAAUGACUGAAUCAGAUCAUUUUGAAAUUAAUGUUGCUUUCCAAAUAACUGGACAAGGUCGUGUUGGAGCGGAUGGCAUUGCUGUUUGGUACGUCGCUCAACAACCUAUUCUUGGUCCUGUUUUUGGAGCGAAUGAUUAUUGGACAGGAAUGGGACUUUUCUUAGAUUCAUUUGAUAAUGAUGCCCAAAAAAACAAUCCUUUUAUUGCACUAAUGAUUAACGAUGGUACUAAAAAGUAUGAUCACCAAACAGAUGGAUCACAACAAAUGCUUUCAGGCUGUCAAAAAGACUUUCGGAAUAAACCGUAUCCUGUACAUAUGAAAGUCGAAUAUCUUCGGAAUGUUCUGACUGUUUCAAUGUCUGAUGGCUUGUUACCUCAAGCGCGAUAUGAGCUAUGUAUCCGUGCAGAAAAUAUAUUUUUACCAAGAAAUGGAUAUUUUGGUAUUUCUGCGGCGACGGGUGGACUAGCAGAUGAUCAUGAUAUUAUUGAAUUUAGUGUAUUCUCAUUAUAUACAGAUAGGCCGCAGGUAGCUCCUACUCUUCCGCAAGAGGAAAGACAAAAAUAUGAUGCUGAAUUUGAAGAAAGAAUGCAAGAAUAUGAAAAACAACGGCAGAAAUUUAAAGAGGAACAUCCGGAAAAAGUGAAACCGGACACACUGGAGGAGGAAAUGGCCAAAAUUUAUGAAGAUACAUCGCAGAGAGAAAUGAGAAUGAUUCUUGAAAUGCAAACAAGUAUCCACCAAAUUUUGCAGCACAUUGAAAACAAUUUAAAGGAUAUUGGUCAGAACCAAAACGUUCAGUCUUCUUUGAUUCAGCAGUGUGUCAGUGGGAGUAAUAGAGUAGCUGCAACUGGAUCGGGUAGUGGAGAUGAAGGUUUCCGGCUGCAUGAAAAGAAUGAGGCAUUGCAGUCGCUACGGGACUUAACCGCUAACAUCCGGGAUAUGAAAAGCUAUGUGAAUGAAAUAUUCACUCGAACAUAUAACCUUGAACAGAAAAUGGGUAGUAGUGGUGUUAAUCUUUCUCCAUCUGCUGCGGGAUCUGAUCCAGCUUUGCGAUCUCUUAUUGAAACAAUACAAAAUGAUGUGCGACAGAUUCGAACAGUGCAACUUGGAUCGCCAAGUGCCCACAUUGCUGGCGGUAGCUGCCCAAAUAUAUCAUGUUUAUCAUCAUCGUUUUUCAUUGGUGUUGUUUUGGCACAAAGUGUGAUUAUUAUCGUAAUUUUAUGGAUAAGGAGCAAGCCAGAGAAAGCAAAAUUCUACUGA
Molecule: messenger RNA, 1509 nt
Organism: Thelazia callipaeda (thelaziosis nematode)
Lineage: Eukaryota; Metazoa; Nematoda; Chromadorea; Rhabditida; Thelaziidae
Source: the annotation of a GenBank genome assembly